AUGGAAAGAAAGGAUAAGGAGCGAAGGUUGUCGAUACUAAAACCACAGCAGCCUCCAAACAUUGACAAUGGCGAGUUGUCAACGACAAUAACAGUAAAGAGACGUGUUAGCUUUCACACUGUUCGGACUGUUCAAGAAUUUGAUGCAGAACACAGUAAGAUCGUGCAUUCUCCUCAUAGUGAACCUAUGAAAUUGUACGACACGACAAGUUCAGAUGGUUUAACCUCGGAGCAAGUGAAUUCUGCUUGUGAGUCAAAAGGUGAAUAUGCAGCAGAAAUCAACACAAAUAAAUUUAACCACACAGUAGAGAAUUUCAUGCCAGUAACAACAUCUACACCGCUUUCUCGCUCGAAAGAUCUGAAUGAUUUAAUUGACGAUUUGACUCUCGAAGGUAGAGAUACUGACGAUGAUGCUGAAAUAUGCAAUCUAGCGCAAUCUCAUAAUACCACAAGAAGGGAGGAAAUAAAUGAUGCACUGGAACGCAUUUUGGAAGAAACGAUUCAGAAUGAAAAACUGGAUGUUUUGGAGGCAGAAUCGAUGGAUAUGAGCAAUUCAAAUCAUCCAUCUCCUGUAACAACUGAUGCGACCAGAAAGCUAUUCAGACAAUCUGCCAUUCUCCAACAUUUUAUGAACAGUUCAAAUCAGCAAUCAGGCAUGUACGAUGAAACCUUGGCAUCAAAUCCAACACGAUUUAUUUUCAAAGGUGGCGAAAGCAGCAGAUAUCAAAGUGAAGUUACAAAUGAGGGGUUGAAAAUGGAUACUGAAAAAUUAUCUGUGAUGAUGUCAUAUUCAGGCACUGCUGACAUGGACAUUUCUUCUGGCGAUGGCCAAGUACUCGAGGUACUAAUGGGUUCAUCUUUCAAACAACUUGCAGCUGCAUCAGACGGUGCCGAUGAACCAACAAACAUUUUAUUUGAAACUAAUAAUGUUGGAAAAGUUACAGAAGCGUCAAAUCAUAAAGAGGAUUUAAAAAGUAUCGUUAUGGUUGAUGACAUUCAGAUUUCAAACAAUGUUUCUUCAAACGUGGAAUCAUUGGCUCCUCAAGUCAACGUUGCAUGUGAUUUAUCGAUGAAUUUUGUUCAUAAUGCUGAUCAAGUUGCACAUUCUGGUGAUGACAUUGUUCUGGAACUUUCCUCACAGCUUGAUCGGCAGCAUAUAUCCAAUGAGUUUCUUCCACUGGUUCGCAAAACAUCACUUCAAUCACCUGCAGCUUUACCAAAGAAGAAAAUUCGUUUAUUCAGUCCAAAAGUCAUUCUUCCGCCGAAAACAAGCAAAAUAUUGUUUGGGUCACCAAGAGUCGGCGCUGCAAAGAUUGCUUCAAGCCCUGUUGCUAAAGCAGAUCCGGUAAAUACUUCCGAAAAUACAACGAGCAUGGACAAGUCUACUGAUAAGGUUUUAACCGAAAUCAAACAUCGACUGCGUCGUAGCUUAAAUCAUUCCGGAGUGUUCACUUUGUCGGAACUUUCUGCUGGUAAUGCUGAUAAUAUCGGUAUGUUGUAUGAUAUCCCCAUGCCAGAACCAUUGCUUCACUCGGAUGAACUCAACAGUCAAGUUUCAACAGCAGAAUCUUUCAAUACCGAAAUACAUACAGCUACUGAACAGUCCUACGUUGAAUCUUCAUCGCUAUCUUCGCGUCACUCUGAAAUUGUCACAGCAGCUUUGGGGAAUGACUCAAGCUUCCUAACGAGUCGUGUUGAUACUGUGGGAUUCAAUAUCAAUUUUAGGACAAUACCAUGUUUACGAAUUAAGCCAAAUGAGCAGCCACAAAUUGUGGAACUCAAGCGGUUGGCAACGACAAAUUUGCGUAGACGUAUCGCCGAAGUUGUUGAUAGGUGUAAAGGUCUGAUCAGCACGGAGCUUCCAAAUUGCAGCGAUCGAAAAAUCGCUGAAUGUAUAAGAACAUUAAAUCCUAGAAAACUAUCAAAAAAAGAAGUUAGUUGGUUCGAUGUAUGUUAUCUGAUGGCUCAACGGGAGUGGUUCGUAUUAAGAGCUAAAUUGGCCAAAUUGACAAGUGAAAAAUUGGAUGAACUAUUGCUUGAGACGAAAGCUGAAUCAGAUCAGAAAAAGUGGUUAGCACAAUCCAUGGAGGAUUAUCAACGAAGUCGUGAUGAAGUAAUGCAGCGUCAUGCUCAAUUGAAAUCAUUAGAUGAAGCUGUCGAUAGUGAAGUACAAAAUGAAAUGAAACUUGACGAAUUAACACAAGCGAAGCGUGUUGGACGUUUAGAAAUUGUGCAGAAAGAAUUGGAACUUACGAAGAAACAGGGCGCACUUACAAAAGUUUUGUUAAAAGAAUAUGAUAAAACGAAGUCUGUUAUGGAAGCGAAGAUGGCAAAGAAAACUGCACAGCGAGCAGAAUUUUUACGAAAAUAUGACGAAGAUGUCGCGGGGUAUCGCGAAUUAUUGACUGAAAAACAACAGAAAGAUUGA
This is a messenger RNA of Cercopithifilaria johnstoni, 2427 nucleotides long. The record is from the annotation of a GenBank genome assembly. Lineage: Eukaryota; Metazoa; Nematoda; Chromadorea; Rhabditida; Onchocercidae.